This is a messenger RNA of Closterium sp. NIES-65, 2748 nucleotides long. Lineage: Eukaryota; Viridiplantae; Streptophyta; Zygnematophyceae; Desmidiales; Closteriaceae. The record is from the annotation of a GenBank genome assembly.
AUGAGGCGAUGGCAGGGACAUCUGCUGAAAGGAGGGUGGAGGGUGGAGCUGAGGAAGAAUAUUCUGUUCCUGCAGAGGGAGCCCGAACGAAUGGUGAGCCCAUGCCUGCAGAAGCAGAUGCAAGGGAAAGAGGAGGGAGAAGAGGAAGGGGAGGAGGUGGGGGAAGGGGUGGAAGGGGUGAGACGGGCGAAAGGGGUGAAACGGGAGGAAGGGGUGAAACGGGAGGAAGGGGAGGAAGAGGAGGAAGUGGAGGAAGGGGAGGAAGGGUUGGAAGGGGAGGAAGGGGAGGAAGAGUUGGAAGGGGAGGAAGGGGAGGAAGGGGAGGCAGAGGAAGAGGGGUUACCGCUACAUGCGACACAGAUGGCUUCACAGGACAAGGAGGGAUGGGGGCUGGUUCUGCUCAGAAAGGGAUGGGGGCUGGUUCUGCUCAGGGAGAGAUGGGGGCUGGUUCUGCUCAGGAAGGGAUGGGGGCUGGUUCUGCUCAAGGAGGGAUGGGGGCUGGUUCUGCUCAGAAAGGGAUGGGGGCUGGUUCUGCUUAGGGAGGGAUGGGGGCUGGUUCUGCUCAGGGAGGGAUGGGGGCUGGUUCUGCUCAGAAAGGGAUGGGGGCUGGUUCUGCUCAGGGAGAGAUGGGGGCUGGUUCUGCUCAGGAAGCGAUGGGGGCUGGUUCUGCUCAGGAAGGGAUGGGGGCUGGUCCUGCUCAGGGAGCGAUGGGGGCUGGUUCUGCUCAGGGAGGGAUGGGGGCUGGUUCUGCUCAGGAAGGGAUGGGGGCUGGUUCUGCUCAGGAAGGGAUGGGGGCUGGUUCUGCUCAGGGAGGGAUGGGGGCUGGUUUUGCUCAGGAAGGGAUGGGGGCUGGUUCUGCUCAGGGAGGGAUGGGGGCUGGUUCUGCUCAGGAAGGGAUGGGGGCUGGUCCUGCUCAGGGAGGGAUGGGGGCUGGUUCUGCUCAGAAAGGGAUGGGGGUUGGUUCUGCUCAAGGAGGGAUGGGGGCUGGUUCUGCUCAGGAAGGGGUGGGGGCUGGCUCUGCUCAGGAAGGGAUGGGGGCUGGUUCUGCUCAGGGAGGGAUGGGGACUGAUAGGGAUGGGGGCUGGUUCUGCUCAGGGAGGGAUGGGGGCUGGUUCUGCUCAGAAAGGGAUGGGGGCUAGUUCUGCUCAGGGAGGGAUGGGGGCUGGUUCUGCUCAGGGAGGGAUGGGGGCUGGUUCUGCUCAGGAAGGGAUGGGGGCUGGUUCUGCUCAGAAAGGGAUGGGGGCUGGUUCUGCUCAGGAAAGGAUGGGGGCUGGUCCUGCUCAGGGAGGGAUGGGGGCUGGUUCUGCUCAGAAAGGGAUGGGGGUUGGUUCUGCUCAAGGAGGGAUGGGGGCUGGUUCUGCUCAGGAAGGGGUGGGGGCUGGUUCUGCUCAGGAAGGGAUGGGGGGAGGGAUGGGGGCUGGUUCUGCUCAGAAAGGGAUGGGGGCUGGUUCUGCUCAAGGAGGGAUGGGGGCUGGUUCUGCUCAGAAAGGGAUGGGGGCUGGUUCUGCUCAGGGAGGGAUGGGGGCUGGUUCUGCUCAGGAAGGGAUGGGGGCUGGUUCUGCUCAGGAAGGGAUGGGGGCUGGUUCUGCUCAGGGAGGGAUAGGGGCUGGUUCUGCUCAGGGAGGGAUGGGGGCUGGUUCUGCUCAGGAAGGGAUGGGGGCUGGUUCUGCUCAGGAAGGGAUGGGGGCUGGUUCUGCUCAGAAAGGGAUGGGGGCUGGUUCUGCUCAGGGAGAGAUGGGGGCUGGUUCUGCUCAGGGAGGGAUGGGGGCUGGUUCUGCUCAGGAAAGGAUGGGGGCUGGUCCUGCUCAGGGAGGGAUGGGGGCUGGUUCUGCUCAGGGAGGGAUGGGGGCUGGUUCUGCUCAGGAAGGGAUGGGGGCUGGUUCUGCUCAGGAAGGGAUGGGGGCUGAUUCUGCUCAGGGAGGGAUGGGGGCUGGUUCUGCUCAGGGAGGGAUGGGGGCUGGUUCUGCUCAGGAAGGGAUGGGGGCUGGUUCUGCUCAGGAAGGGAUAGGAGCUGGUCCUGCUCAGGGAGGGAUGGGGGCUGGUUCUGCUCAGGGAGGGAUGGGGGCUGGUUCUGCUCAGGAAGGGAUGGGGACUGGUCCUGCUCAGGGAGGGAUGGGGGCUGGUUCUGCUCAGGAAGGGAUGAGGGUUGGUCCUGCUCAGGGAGGGAUGGGGGCUGGUUCUGCUCAGAAAGGGAUGGGGGCUGGUUCUGCUCAGGAAGGGAUGGGGGCUGGUUCUGCUCAGGGAGGGAUGGGGGCUGGUUCUGCUCAGGAAGGGAUGGGGGCUGGUCCUGCUCAAGGAGGGAUGGGGGCUGGUUCUGCUCAGGGAGGGAUGGGGGCUGGUCCGCAUAGGCCAGAGGCGCCGCGAGUGUUGCAAAGCGGAGGGAGGCGUGUCAGGGGAGGAGGGGGAGGAAGGGUAGGGAUGAAUGCACCAAGGCAAAGUGCUGGUAGUACACCAACAAUUGCAGGAGUACAGCCGCGGAGUGUGGAGAGAGUGAUUGGGGAACGACGGCGGUGGCUGUCACGGAUGCGACAGCGAUGCCAGGUGGCGCAGCAGGCAGAGGUGGAUGGUGCAGUAGAGGAGCAACAAACCUGGCGGCAGGAUGUGUCAUCUGGGGAAGCGCAGUCAGAGCAUCAACCUGUUACAGGGGUGGGCGGACACGGGAGCAGCGCAGAUGGCGGGGUACACCAGGAGGAGUUUUUGCAGCGGAAAGAGCAGCAGAGGGUAAGUCGACAGCGUCGCCUUUAUUAG